CCUUCAACAUCGAGACAAGAUGUUGAAAAAAAAAACAGAAUCUGCUGAAGAUAAGAACAUGUUGGAUGAUUUGCUUUCUUUAUUAUCUAGUGUGGAAUUUGGAGGAUUUAUCGUUGAAACAUGUGCUCGUAAAUUUCACAUAAUUUAUUGCUCACCUUUACAAAAACAAACAUGGAAAGAAAUUUUUACAAAAUUGGACAACCCUCUAGUUUUAACAGUGAGUAAAGGUUACAUGGAAAACGUGAAAAUGUGUAAUCAUGAAACUGGAGAUAUUAUUUUAUAUUCUCUGGUAUUCCCUCUUGAUGGUGAUUGUAUUCCUUUAUUCCAAGUAGUGUCUGAAAAAACAGAUAAAUAUUUUAUUGAAUACAGCAUAAAAGAAUGGUUACGAUUAGAAAUACCUAGACCAAGUUCAGUCUUGAUACCACCUUAUAAGCCUGUGAUAGAAGGUGCUACUAAAGCUUUUAACCGGUGCUCCUUAGAUCAUUAUAUGUAUCAUUUACUCAGGAAAAAUGAAGGUAUAGGCUACUGCCUUACAGGACUUUGUUUUCUACGAUUUGAUAUCCUACCAAUAUUGUUGUAUAUAGAAAAAUUGGAUAAAGACGUCGUUAUACAAAAAUUUUAUGCUAAAUUCAUGUUUCACUUGAGUCUCUCAGAUGACUUAAAAACUUUCAAUUCGGAAGUGCAAAAGUUAUACGUUUUUAUGCUGAGCAAUCGUCGUAAUAAGUACUUGAUCGAUGAGCGAAAAAUUUUGGAUAUCAAGUUUCAAAUGAACCCAAAGAUUAAUACCCUUUUUGAGGAAUUUAAUAGCAUAAAAAAUUAUAAAAGCAAUGCAGGUUUUAACAUGAAUGAUGUUAUCGACGCUAGUAGCAGCACUUCAACUUAUAACUAUAUUAAAGAAAUCGAAUCCAAAGCCAAAGAACACUGCACUCCUUAUACAGGUGAUUUAAGAUUCAGAUCAAACACAUGUCACAUCGGAGAAAAACGAAUAGUCGCUUUUACAAACUUUUUAAGUUACUUUCCUUUCUGGACGAAUAUUUAUUCCAAGCCUGAAUCAGUUGACAGCUUUACUCAGUUAAAAACUUCGAAAGAAUACAAUGAAUUAUUAAGCAAUGACGACUGUUUUAGCGAUUGUGUAAAUUCUAACCGAUCACUCAGUUCUAAUCCUACUAAUGUGACGCACAGUGUCGAUUCUCAAGUGCCUAAUGUAUUAGAUCACAGAAUAUCUGGAUUCAAGGUUGAUGACUUUGUAAUUUCACAUUCAAAAUUAAUACAAGAGAAACUACUGAAGACUUCAGAAACGAUUAGUACUCUUAAAAAAAGGAAAGUCGACGACACAGUUCCUCAAGAUAAGCAACCAAAGCUACAAAAGUUGGAAAAAUCAAAGGAACCUGUAGAAAACUGGGGUGGCAAAGCCGACGUGCAGAAAAAAUCACGAAAUGAUUUGACUACAAUGGAUUUAUCCUACGAAGCUUCUGAAACGAAUCAGUUUCUCGAAAAUUGUGAAGAUCAAGGCAUUUUCCAAAAUACUACCGAAACUGAUAAGUUUUACAGUAAGCAUAUCUAUAAACAAUUACAAAAUUAUAUAUAUUUGCGAUUUGUAUUUAAUAUAUACUUAAUUUUUUUAAUUACAGAUUAUGAAAGUUUGGAAUCUUGCUUAAAGAUUAUUAACGAUGAUCACGAUUACUUUACGAUUUGUACGACUGCGAGCUUUGAUCAUACCAGUGAAAAUAUUUUGCAAAUCAGCAAUGAUAAUAUAAAUAGUGAAGUGCACGCAAUCACAUUCAAGAGUCCUGAAAGUACAAUAUCCUUUUCGAGCUCCACUUACAUUAGUGAUGGCAGAGAAGCGAGAAAAAUCCAUUCUACGACUGCCCAAAAUAUAACGCUCAUAUCAACGCCUACUUGUUUUGAUAACGGAAGUGAAUCGAAGACAUUGGAUUCGACUAUUGCUAAUAGUAUAUUGCCCAUCUCAACAUCUACACAAAUUGUAAAAAUAAAAACUGGGUUGGCAGAAACUAUGAGAGCAAAUAAGAAGUCAGAACUCAAAAACAAAAAAAAACAUCCAAGUACUAUAGACCAUUCAGAGAAGUUAGAGAGUAUUACAAGAAACAACGUAAACAAAUGUACAAGAGCAUUUUGAUCGAAAAUGGGUAGUGCAGAGUGUUCAUUUACAAAAGAAAAAGAUACGUUUAUGAAAAUACAAGUCCUUUUGAUAGCAUUAUCGAAGUUUUGACAAGAGCAAUCAGGUAUAGUGAUACCUUUAAACAAAAUUGCCAAGAGUUUGUGAAUGUGGAUGGUAACAACUUUUUGAAAAUGAUUCUGGAGUAUGCAGAGAAAAAUAACCAACGCAUGUUAUAUGAAAACAGAUGCAGGUUAUUAUUGCAACACGGAUUAAUUAACCGUCAUAAUUUUAUAACUCUUCGUACAGCGAUUACCACCCUAUUUCAAGAAUUGAUGGGAAUCCUGUACAGCUUUACCGAAACAUCUCGUUGUCAAUAUUGUAGAUUAAAUAUUGACACAAAUCACCACGUAAAGAAGAUUACUUCGCAAGAUCUGAACAUAUGUGAUUUACAAAAUCAUAUCAAACAGCCUAAUACUACAUCAAUUUGUCCUAAGUGUCAGAGGUGUAUGACAACCAACGUAAAAUUUCACCACUACUUAGCGAUUGAUUUAUCGGCUCAAAAAAAGGAUUUUGAUAUUACAAAACUGCCAAAAAUACUGUCUCUUGAACACAAUUAUAUGUUAGUUGGUUUGGUACGCGCAAUACUUCCGUUUAAAAAGCCCAAGCUCUACCAUUACAUUGCUUACAGCAGAACUUUGACAGAUUAUUGGAAAUCUUACAACAAUUUGAGUAAAAAAAGUAACGUGUCACCUAAAAAAAUAAUAAAUAUUAGUCUGUUAUUGUAUGUAAGAUAUAACUAGCUUGUAUCAUAAGUUUCAAAAUCACAAUAUUAUACUUAAUUUAAAAAAUCUUCCUGGCGAAUAAUAUUUACAACUUUAAUUUUGACUUGUUUGCUUAAUCUAAGUAGUUCAAUCUUCAGUAUCGACAACACUCCAUCACCUGCAAACAACAUUUGCACAGCUUUACUCAAGUUAAGCAACUGCUGAUCAGUAAUAGUUUGAUGCGUAUUUUCAUCUAAAGCAACAUUUUCUUUGAUAAUAGCUUGAAGCAAACUUGAGUAUAAGUCAUUUUGCCAAGCUAUUCCCUGUCUUCUAUUAUAAUUCAUAUUAGCAGCCAUAAUCAAGAACAAAUUAAGAUUGCUGAAUGUAACACAUUAAAGUAUUACUAAAAAUGUAUCACUUUCAUUACACUUAUUCUCAGUUAAUGGACAAAAAGAGAACGAAGAGAUUGAAAUGAUCUCAUAUACUGGUAUCUUUGGCAUGUUAGAUGUAAUGCUGAACUGUCUACAAUAAUAAAGAAAUCUUAGUCAAAAAUGCAACUAAUGUAAGAAGUGUACCUUGAAUUCUUAUUUCAUCAUUAAUUAUUUCUCACUGCAUGUCACUCACUAUGUGAAUAUAGUGGUUUGCUAGCGUAGACAGAUUUAUGUAAAUAUUUCACAAUAUACACUGCUGCCAGCAACUACUUUUAUUUAAUUUUUCAUGAACAAAAGGGAGAGAAAAUUUUUUACAAUGAUAUUCGUGAAGAGCAUUGAAAACCCUUGAGGCUAGUAUUUUUUGUUGCUAUAUUUUUAACUUAUGGUUGCUAAAUCCACGGAGCUAGUGCUGGGCACCUGGCUGUAAGCAUUACAAUGUCAGAGAGCGUUGUAAGUUUUAUAGAUUUCCAAAGGAUCCAAAAGUAAGAAGCAAAUUGAUAAAGCUAACAAGAAGAACAACAGAACCAGGUCCAGGAGCUUUUUUGUGUAGUUGUCAUUUUGUAGAUGGAAAAAAAUUAAAUGGGCCAACCAUUUUUUUACACAAUGAAGGAAAAAUGUUUCACGACCAAUAUCCCCAGAAAAAGAAAAGACCACUUAAAGAUGGGUUGGAAUUGCAAAUUGAACCACAAGCAUCUACGUCAAAAGAAACAGACGACUUCUCUCAAAGCAACCAUGUUAUGACAGAAGCAGAAAACUAUUUCUUACGACAAAGUCUAGAAAAAGCUACAGGUAGUCUCUCUCACUUAUCAGAAACAUUCUCCUUUGAUCAUAUUAGGAGUGAUAAUAACAGAUGUAUUCAUGGCUCUGUAUCAUUUGUUGGAAAAAAAUGAAAUAAGAUAUUAUUUUAAAUGGAAGGUAGAAAAAAUGAGAAAAAUUGAUCAGCUGCUCAUGACUUUGAUGAAAUUGAAACAAAAUUUUCCACAUCAAGAUUUAGCAGUAAGGUUUAAUGUUUCACAAGGCACAGUCUCAAAUGUUGUAACAACAUGGGUGCAUGCCUUGCAUGAAAUUUUAUUCAAACAAUUCAUGUCUGAAAUACCAGAUAGAAGUAAAAAUCAGUUGUGCUUACCAAACUGUUUUAGUAGUUUCACAAAUUGUAGAAUUAUAAUAGAUUGUACGGAAGUUUAUACUUGUAUAAAUCGCCAAAGUAUGUCUUCCCAGAAGUUGACGUACAGCUCAUAUAAGCAUAGAAAUACAUGCAAAGGAUUAGUAGGUGUUGCACCAAAUGGUGUAGUUACAUUUUUAUCAUGUUUAUAUCCAGGUUCAACAUCAGACAAAAAAAUUGUCAAAGAUUGCGGAAUCUUAAAUCAACUUAAACCUGGAGACUUGGUAUUGGCAGAUAAAGGAUUCCUAAUUAAAGAUUUAAUGCCUCCCGGAGUUCAUAUUAACAUUCCCCCAUUUCUUACAACUCCUCAAUUCACUACAGAACAAGUUCAUCAAACUGAAGGUGUUCAAUAUAUUAAAUUUAAUUCCACAUUCUUUGUUACCACAUGCUGAUGCUGUGUUUCAGGUAGUAGGGGCUUUAACAAACUUGCAGUAUCCUUUAAUUAAAGAAGUUGGACAACUUUAUUAUGAAGGGAUUCAAAAGAUUGAUCAUAUCGUUAGAUUUUGUAUAAAUAGUUUUUAAGUCUUAUGAACCUAUUUAACUUGUAAAACAUGUUUAUCUUUGCAUUGUAUCAACUUGUCUGUAAUAUAUACAUUGUUAUUUUAAA
Diorhabda sublineata is the source of this 5080-nucleotide messenger RNA. RefSeq lists its product as uncharacterized. The coding region runs from base 20 to 2137 and encodes 705 amino acids. Lineage: Eukaryota; Metazoa; Arthropoda; Insecta; Coleoptera; Chrysomelidae. The record is from RefSeq and is a predicted model, not a curated record. The transcript has 3 exons.